CAAAUCUGGUACAUUUCAAAAAUAUAUUCUGGCAACAUUGAAAUUUGACAUAAAUAUAUAAAUAUUUUGGUUUAUAUUCAUUGAUCAUAAAUAAUUCAUAAUAGUAAAUUAUACACUAGAUACUCUAGCAAUAAUGAAUCAAGAUGAGAAAAUGAUUGAAGAUAAUAAUAUGACCCUAGGUCAACCAUUAAGCGAUUUUCUUUUACAGUUGGAAGAUUAUACUCCUACAAUUCCAGAUGCUGUAACUAGUUAUUACCUAAGAAGUUCAGGCCUAGAACCGAAAGAUCCUAGGCUUGUUCGGCUAAUAUCAAUUGCAGCUCAAAAAUUCAUAUCAGAUAUUGCUAAUGAUGCACUGCAACAUUGUAAAAUGAGAUCUACAAACUCCUCGAGUCACAGCGGUUCUAAGAGUAAACAAGGUACAAAGGAUAGAAGAUUUUGUUUAACAAUGGAAGAUUUGACACCAGCUUUGGCAGAAUUUGGAAUAACAAUUAAAAAGCCACAUUAUUAUGUUUAGACUAAGUUUAAUAUAAGAUAUUUCCCGAUAUUUCCUUCACAAUUAGUUUAAGAAUAAAUAAAACAAAAAUAAAGUAGAUAUUUUAAUAAACAAUUACAUUUUUUUUAUUAAGAA
Messenger RNA from Psylliodes chrysocephalus, 628 nucleotides. The record is from the annotation of a GenBank genome assembly. NCBI's taxonomy places the organism in Eukaryota, Metazoa, Arthropoda, Insecta, Coleoptera, Chrysomelidae.